This is a messenger RNA of Centropristis striata (black sea bass), 2272 nucleotides long. RefSeq names its product sodium-coupled neutral amino acid transporter 3-like. The transcript has 16 exons. Gene Ontology annotation, molecular function: L-glutamine transmembrane transporter activity; glycine transmembrane transporter activity. The record is from RefSeq and is a predicted model, not a curated record. Gene Ontology annotation, biological process: L-histidine transmembrane transport; serine transport; glycine transport. The coding region runs from base 203 to 1621 and encodes 472 amino acids. NCBI's taxonomy places the organism in Eukaryota, Metazoa, Chordata, Actinopteri, Perciformes, Serranidae.
CUACUGCCCACUCCCACAUAUGCUCCCCUCUCCCUAACCUGUCGUGGAGACACUGUGCUUCUCUGCAGGGCUCCAAAAACAGCCAGUGUUUCUAUCUUCUAAGCCCAAACUGCACCUCUGUUGUCAGGACUUCACCACAGAGGUGGUCCCCCCUCUGCUUCAGACAGUCAGCUGGGCAUCCUGCAUCUGGAGCUACCGAACUAUGGAGCUGCAGAAGCUCUCAAACGGGAACCACCACCCGGAGGCUGCCAUGCCUGUGGAUGGAGGAAUCCCACCAGAGGAGGAAAAGUUCCUGCAACACAAGAGUGAUGGAUCAAAGAGACCUCAGUUCACAGAUUUUGAGGGUAAAACCUCCUUUGGGAUGUCUGUCUUCAACCUGAGCAACGCCAUCAUGGGCAGCGGCAUUCUGGGUCUGUCCUACGCUAUGUCCAACACCGGCAUCGUCCUCUUCCUGAUCCUGCUGACAUGUAUCGCCUGUCUGUCCUGUUAUUCCGUCCAUCUGCUUCUACGUAGUGCUGGAGUUGUGGGUAUUCGUGCCUAUGAGCAGCUCGGCAUGAGAGCUUUUGGUCAUCCAGGAAAGAUAGCAGCAGCUGUAAUCAUCACACUGCAUAACAUUGGAGCCAUGUCCAGCUACCUGUUCAUAGUCAAAUCUGAGCUACCGCUGGUCAUCCAGGCCUUCCUCGGCGAGACGUCCAGCUCUGACAACUGGUUCAUGAAUGGAAACUACCUCAUCAUCAUCGUCACUGUGUGCAUCAUCCUCCCCCUGGCCCUGAUGAAACACCUGGGGUAUCUUGGUUAUACUAGUGGCUUCUCUCUCUCCUGCAUGGUGUUCUUCCUCUCUGCGGUCAUCUACAAGAGAUUUAACAUUUCUUGCCCUCUGGAAGUAUUUGGCAACUAUUCUGUGAAUGCAGACAUCCCAGAGGACACGUGCACUGCCAAACUCUUCACCAUCAACCAAGAGACGGCGUAUACCAUUCCCAUCCUGGCAUUUGCUUUUGUAUGUCACCCGGAAGUGCUUCCCAUCUACACUGAGCUGAGCAACCCAACCAAGAGAAGAAUGCAGAAUAUUGGCAAUGUUUCCAUCCUGGGCAUGUUCAUCAUGUACUCCUUCACUGCCACAUUUGGCUAUCUGACCUUCUACGAGAACACUGAAGCAGAGCUGCUCCACACCUACAGUAAGGUGGACCCCCUUGACAUCCUGAUCCUGUGUGUGCGGCUGGCCGUCCUGGUGGCCGUCACUCUGACUGUCCCCGUGGUCCUGUUUCCUAUCCGUCGAGCCCUCCUGCAGCUGCUGUUUCCAGGGAAACCCUUCCACUGGCUGCGUCAUAUCGCCAUCGCCGUGUGCCUGCUGUUCGUUGUCAACCUGCUGGUCAUCCUGGUUCCUAACAUUAGAGACAUCUUUGGCAUUACUGGGGCAACCACUGCUCCCAGUCUGAUCUUCAUCCUUCCUGGAUUGUUCUACAUUCGCAUCGUCCCCACCGACCAGGAGCCCAUGAACUCCAGACCAAAGAUCCAGGCUGCGUGUUUCACAGCGCUGGGUUUCAUUUUCAUGACAAUGAGCCUGACAUUCAUCGGGCUCGACUGGUCGAGCGGAGAAAGUCGUAGUCUCGGCGGCCAUUAACGCGAACCCCAAGUCCUACAGCGACGGCAGCCCAUGCUGCUCCCCUCUUCCAGAGCUCUGGAUGAGAAGCAAGAUUCAACUUUCUGCUGGAAGGCCCGGGGCUUUGGGGGACUGUUCUUAUUAAUCAUAAGGCCAAGCCAUUCCUCCAGAGUGAUGAGGAGCCCUGUCUUGUCCUGUCCCCCACCAGGUUGACAUUAAUAGUACCACCAGGAUCAGGUGGUGUUCAGACGAACAUGUUGACCAUGGAAGCCCUCAACCAUUCAAAGCUACUUGCCUUAACAGAGGCCAAAUAUGGUGUUGAAUUACAAAAAUAAAAACAUCUCCUUAAUUAUCAGCAAAGUUUGAUGGAGCAAGUAUAUAUGGUCUGUGCUUGAAAAUGCUAUCCAGAAAAAGAUCCCAUCCUGGUGUUUAACUUUAUUUCUGUUCAUCUGAGAGUAUGAGCUAACUGAACUAAUUUGCUUUAAUUGAAGCACUGUGUGUGGUGAUUCUGCAGGAUUUGGUGAACUGGAAAUAUCAUUUUGGCUUUCUAAUGGCCAAAGUCAGAUAUGAAGUGUAUGCAACUGUGAAACAAUUAAUUUCAUGACUCAUUCGUGAAUAUAUUCUGGAUAGCUUGUGUGGACAUUGUUUAAUAAAAAUCCAUAAAAUAUGAAA